CCCCAACUGUCGCGUUUCUGAUAUUUCCCCGUUUCAAAGCUAAAGAAAAAUUAUAUGGUAUCCCAAAACCCGAAUUCGGCUGACGGAUUUUACCUUGAUCCGACUGGAAUGGCUUUCCCCGGUCUCGGUACCUUAGAUGCCACAGCUACGGCGGCCUCCACUGCUUCAUCUUCCGACGAUUCCAAUAAGAAAAUCAGAAAGCCCUACACCAUAACCAAGUCUAGAGAGAGCUGGACUGAACCUGAACACGACAAGUUCCUCGAAGCUCUCCAACUCUUUGAUCGUGACUGGAAAAAGAUUGAAGCAUUUAUCGGUUCAAAGACUGUUAUUCAGAUUCGUAGUCAUGCCCAGAAGUACUUUCUAAAGGUUCAGAAAAAUGGAACAAGUGAACACCUUCCUCCACCCCGACCUAAAAGAAAAGCAGCUCAUCCAUAUCCUCAGAAAGCCUCGAAAACUACUCAUGGAAACCCACAACUAUCAGGCUCUUUACAGUCGUCAACUGCUUUACUUGACACUGGAUAUGCUCUGACAUCUGAUCCCUCGGCGAUGCUUAUGGACCCUAUUACCAGUGCUGCUGCAUCUUCAUGGACAAGCAAAGAACAAACGAUCAGUUUGUCACAAGCUAAAAAUGGUUUAGGGUUAGCCAAUAACUCUUGUAGUAGUACUGAGGAUACCCCGAAGACGAGACAAAUUGAGGAAAUAGCUGCUCAGAGAAAUCACAGUCAUGCACUAAGAGUGUUACCUGACUUUGUUCAAGUAUACAGUUUCAUUGGCAGUGUCUUUGAUCCAAAAGCUACUGGUCAUCUGCAGAAACUUAAAAAGAUGGAUCCUAUUGAUGUUGAAACUAUUUUGCUGUUGAUGAGGAACCUCUCCAUCAAUUUGGCAAGUCCUGAUUUUGAGGAUCACAGACGGUUGCUUUCAUCGUAUGAGAUAUCCACAGAUAGCCUUGAUGAGGACCGAUCACAAAGUAUGACUUAAGAUUGGAGGCCAAAAGGGGUAGAUUACCAGGAUGAUGUGUGUUAGUAUAUACAGUGUUGGUAGGAUCAGCGGCUUCGAAAUAUGCAAAUAAAUUUCCUGAUUCUGCUGUCAUAUU
Hibiscus syriacus is the source of this 1093-nucleotide messenger RNA. RefSeq names its product protein REVEILLE 6-like. The record is from RefSeq and is a predicted model, not a curated record. NCBI's taxonomy places the organism in Eukaryota, Viridiplantae, Streptophyta, Magnoliopsida, Malvales, Malvaceae. Bases 55 to 978 code for a protein of 307 amino acids. Gene Ontology annotation, molecular function: DNA binding. The transcript is spliced from 9 exons.